Messenger RNA from Mesitornis unicolor (brown roatelo), 1199 nucleotides. It is a transcript of the gene WDTC1, whose product is annotated as WD and tetratricopeptide repeats 1. Gene Ontology annotation, biological process: negative regulation of fatty acid biosynthetic process. The record is from RefSeq and is a predicted model, not a curated record. Gene Ontology annotation, molecular function: protein binding. The annotation marks the transcript as partial. Gene Ontology annotation, cellular component: cytoplasm; Cul4-RING E3 ubiquitin ligase complex. The transcript is spliced from 11 exons. NCBI's taxonomy places the organism in Eukaryota, Metazoa, Chordata, Aves, Mesitornithiformes, Mesitornithidae.
ACAGGUAAUUAAAUGUCCUGAGCGUGGAUCUUUGCUCUGUUGGCAUGCUUGGAUGCACAGCAGCUCUUCACACAGCUUCUUUUCGUCUGCCCCACUGCAAGAAGAUGGCAAAAGCGAACAUUACCAGGGACAUCAUCCACAGACAGAUCAAGGAGAGGGGUGCGCUGGGCUUUGAGCGACACUACCAUGUCACCGAUCCGUUCAUUCGACGCCUGGGCCUAGAAGCAGAAUUGCAGGGUCACUCCGGGUGUGUCAACUGUCUGGAAUGGAAUGAAAAAGGAGACUUGUUGGCCUCUGGCUCUGAUGACCAACAUACCAUUGUCUGGGAUCCUCUGCACCACAAGAAACUCCUCUCUAUGCACACAGGACACACUGCAAACAUCUUUUCUGUCAAGUUCUUGCCGCAUUCAGGGGAUCGGAUCCUCAUCACAGGAGCUGCAGAUUCCAAGGUGCAUGUCCAUGACUUGACUGUUAAGGAGACCAUCCACAUGUUUGGAGAUCACACCAACAGAGUUAAGAGGAUUGCCACGGCUCCCAUGUGGCCUAACACCUUCUGGAGUGCAGCAGAAGAUGGGCUAAUCAGGCAGUACGAUCUGCGAGAGAACAGCAAACGCUCAGAAGUCCUCAUAGACCUGACCGAGUACUGUGGGCAGCUGGUGGAGGCCAAAUGCCUGACUGUCAACCCCCAGGAUAACAACUACUUAGCAGUAGGGGCAAGCGGACCCUUUGUGCGGCUCUACGACAUACGCAUGAUCCACAACCACAGAAAAAGCAUGAAGCAGAGUCCUUCAGCUGGGGUACACACGUUCUGCGACCGACAGAAACCCCUCCCGGACGGUGCAGCACAGUACUACGUGGCAGGGCACCUUCCAGUCAAGCUUCCUGACUACAACAACAGGCUGAGAGUACUGGUGGCCACGUACGUCACCUUCAGUCCUGAUGGCACUGAGCUCUUGGUCAACAUGGGAGGGGAGCAGGUCUAUUUGUUUGAUCUAACAUACAAACAGCGACCAUACACUUUUCUCCUCCCAAAGAAGUGCCAUACUUCAGGGGAAGUGCAGAAUGGAAAAACCUCUACCAAUGGAGUGUCGAAUGGCAUCCAUCUCCACAGCAAUGGCUUCCGCUUGUCGGAAGGAAGAGCACAUGUGAGGAGCUGUAUUUGCUCCUGGUGCACAGGCUAUGAAGAGGAGUCAGAUCAA